UGUGUGAUAUGAGGGCUGCAUGGCUGUGUGUGUGUGUGUUACUCUGAGUCAGCUGGUGUGUUUACAGCAGGUCUGUUGAUCAGUGGAGACUCAUGCUGGACUCUGAAACCUGAAACUGAGGGAGGAGAAACAUCAAGAAUCAGACAAAGACUGCAGAGACUUUCCCUUCACACAACAGCACACUUACAGACGGAGACACACACACACACACACAGAGAGAGAGAGAGAGAGAGAGAGACGCUGCUCAAUGUGUAAAGAAUGCAGGUUUGAGGCUGAGAGAGACAGAAGGAGAGCGAGAUCCAGAGACAAACAAAGAGACGCAGAGAAACAGACAGAGUGUGUGUGUGUGCGUGUGAGGAGGGCAGUGAGUGUAGUGUAGUGUAGUGUAGUGUAGUGUAGUGUAGUGUAGUGUGUUGAGACAGUAAAGCGAGUAAGCACAGCUCCUCCACACUCCAGCAUGAGUUCUUCAGUGUGUCUGCACUCUUCACACUCCAGCAUCUGUCUGAGCUUCAUCAUCAUCAUCAUCAUCACCCUGCUGGAACACUGCUCCGCCUGGCCCUACGACUACAGGUUUGUGCCGAGCUGGUGUCCGGGGCCGGAGUGGAGUGUGUUGUGUCGGGGCUGCUGUGAGUAUGAUGUGAUCCGCUGUAAGUGCCCUCUGCAGGGGGCGCCGGUGGGCUACGCUGUGCCCUGCUGCCGCAACGCUGCCGAUGAGUGUGACCCCUGCACCAUACACCCCGGCUGCAGCAUCUUCGAGAACUGCAAGCGCUGUAAUAACGGCACCUGGGCCCCGAGGGACGACUUCUUCCUGAAGGGUCAGUACUGCGCCGAGUGCCGGCCGGGGUGGUCUGGAGGAGACUGCAUGACGUGUGGAGGGCUGAUCCACAAGCGGCAGGGGCACCUGGUGUUGGAGAGUUACCCGAACAACGCCCGCUGUGAAUGGACACUGAGAGUCGACCGACCAUACACUAUUGACCUCAGGUUCAUGAUGCUCAGUCUGGAGUUUGACCACAGCUGUCAGUACGACUAUGUGGAGGUGAGGGACGGAGACAGCCUGAACUCUCGCCUGAUUGGUCGAUACUGUGGAAACGAGCGGCCUCCUCCAAUCAGGAGCUCUGGGAGUUCCCUGCACCUGCUGUUCGUCUCAGAUGGAUAUAAACACUUCGAUGGGUUGUUUGCCAUCUUCCAGGAGAGCUCAGAGUGCAUAUCCUCUCCGUGUCUGCAUGACGGCACCUGUGUGGUGGACUCCUCGCGCUCCUACCACUGCGCCUGCCUGGCCGGGUACACCGGAAAGAGGUGUGAACAUGUGCUGGAGUGCAGAAGGCCUUUGAUUCCAGCUCACGGCUCUAUGAGGCAUCUGGACGAGCGGGUCGGAGGUCAUGUUGUGUUCCAGUGUGAACCGGGACACACUUUAAAGGGUUUCCGCAUUUCCACCUGUCUGCUGGACGGCUCAUGGAGCUCGCCAACUCCACAGUGUGUGCCUUUCCAAAACUGCGGCAUUCCUCCAAAGCCAGAGAACGGAGACCACUUCCUGGUUUAUGGACCAAACGAUGUGCUUAUUGCUAUACAGUAUUUCUGCUAUAAGCAGUAUAAGCUGAAGGGAGCCCCUCAGAGAACUUGCCUGGGAAACAACACCUGGAGCGGGACGGCACCAACCUGCAUCACAGAGCCGGAUGUGAUUCCUACAGCAGAUCAUGAGCAAGACAAAGGCAAAGUCAAACCCUCUGGAGCAGACGAUGUGGGCGAUGCCAAGAACAAAACCUCACAGGAAGAAGAAAACGAGUCCAAACCAGAUAAAGAUAUCAAAGCACAGAAGCCCACCGCAGGAAAGGGCUACGAUCUAGUGUUGGGAAAAGACGUGGAGAAAGAAAUCGUCAGUAUAUUUGUGAAAGAAAAGCCUAAAGCUGAAUAUAAGGAGAGCGACAGCAGCAUCAACACCAUUGAAAAGAAAGAUCCUGGAGAGGAUAAAGACACUCUUAAAGUCCUCGGUAAAGAUGAACAUCUCCACAUCGAAGAGAAAGUCGUAACUCCAAGCAGAGAUGUGGAAUUAGUAGAUAUUGUGUUGAUAGACAAUCAGAUGGAGAACAAAACCACAGAUGAUAACACAGGGAGAGAAUAUACAAUAUCCAGACUGAAUGAAGACAGGAAAGAAAACCUUCUCAAUGAAGUAGACGUCACACAGCAAGAGAAUAACACUGGAUUCUUCGACAGCAAUGACAUCGAUGAAAAUGCAGACACGCCGCGGCUGAAGCAAACUGAAGAACCUCCAUCACCCACUGCUGUUCACUACAGCACAGAAACCACAACCACAGCCAGCAGAAGCACAGCGAGAGCCGCGGUUAAACCUGCUCUUCAGGAGGAUCCACAACAUGUAGAGACAGCAGAUGUACAGCAAGAACCCACAGCAGAGUCUCCGCCAACCGCACAGAAUGAAGCAGGUGAAGUGACUCCGUGUCCUCCACCGCCUCCGCUGUAUCACGGUUUCUCUGAGCGAGUGUCUGGUGUGCGUCCUGAAACUCUGCGCUUCUUCUGUAAUCAGUCGUACGCUCUGGUCGGCAGCGACCGCAGAACCUGUCAGGCUGACGGCAGCUGGUCUGGAGCUCAACCCGUCUGCAUUAGAGCUUGUCGAGAGCCGAAAGUCUCUGUUCUGGUCAGACAGAAAGUUCUUCCUCCUCACGUCCCGUCCAGGAAGACUCCAGUGCACAAGUUUUACUCUUCCUCCGUGUCGACUGUCUUCCUGAAGGAUGUGCGUGCGACGCAGAGCCCGCUGAGUUUACCCACGCUCCCGCAGGGUUUCCACCAUCUGUACACACACAUCGAGUACGAGUGCGCGUCUCAGUAUUACCAGCACUCGGGCAGCUCCCGCAGAACCUGCCUAAAGAUGGGCAAGUGGAGCGGACGCCACGUCUCCUGCUCUCCAGUGUGUGGGAAGCUAUCGUCCUUCGACCCUCAGAAACCGGAGCAGACGCAGUGGCCUUGGCUAGCCUCCAUCUACAGACGUCCAGCAGGGAAGCUGAAGCUGAAGAGCGGGAAGGAGGAUCAGGCGGAGGAUCAGGCGGAGGACGGGUGGCAGCUGGUCUGCAGUGGAGCUCUGGUCAACCAGCGCAGUGUGGUGGUCGCUGCUCACUGCGUCACGGAACUGGGGAAAACACACCCGCUGGACCCACACACACUCAGAGUCACGCUGGGGAAACACUACCGCAGCGAGCGCAGACACACUAAAGGCCUGCAGACUGUACGGGUUUCCUCCAUCGCUCUGCAUCCGACCUUCGACCCUCUGGUCCUGGACUCAGACGUUGCGGUGCUGAAGCUGCUGGAUAAGGCUCGUAUCGGAGAGCACGUGGUGCCGGUGUGCCUGCCGGACCCUCAGCUGACUGCAGACCAGGGUUUGGUGACCGGCUGGUCUCUGGAACCAGAUCCCGCGGAUGCAGACGGGGAGCGGGCGCGGGUGGGUCACGUGUUGAUGGGGGAUACGGUGCAGUGUGAGCAGCAGUACGCCAGCCACGGCCUGCCCAUCAGUGUGUCUGAAAACAUGCUGUGCGGACGGCAAGCGGAGCGCUCCAACAUCUGCCCUGCCGACACCGGGGGGAUCCUGCUGUCCCCGGCCGGCUCCGCACACACCCCGCAGCACUGGACGCUCCUCGGGCUGGUCAGCUUCGGGUUCGAGUCUUCAGUCUGCAGCUCAGAGCUCUACACCGUCUACACACACAUUGCCAACUUCGUCAGCUUCAUAGAGGCCAACAUGACAUGAAGAGCAGCCGUACUGACACGGUCCAAAUCAAAAUGAUCCUGAAAAUACAUGUAGGAGAAUAACUCAACUGUAUAUAGACUCAAACACACUGGACGGUGCAGUGCACGGAUGAUAAUCCCUAAAUAAUACAAAGGAAAUAAUCCAGACAGGAGAUGAACGAGCAGCACUUUCUGUGAGCUGGACAUCAGUUUCUCAGGUUUUAUAAAAUGAGGCACUUCUAAUCUGUAAAUGUACAGAAGCUGUACUGUUGUAUUUACCAUUGUUAGUGUUAUCUAAAGGUGUAUAUAUUUACAGUAUUAUAUGUAUAUUAACAUGUAUAUUCAGCGGGGCAAUAGGAAUCUCAACUCGUGGACUGCAGAGACAUUCGGUGCAUUCCAAACGGGAUAUAUCACCCUCUGAAGGGCACUUCAGAGUGAA
This is a messenger RNA of Danio rerio (zebrafish), 4168 nucleotides long. NCBI's taxonomy places the organism in Eukaryota, Metazoa, Chordata, Actinopteri, Cypriniformes, Danionidae. The record is from RefSeq and is a predicted model, not a curated record.